Messenger RNA from Mugil cephalus (flathead mullet), 2182 nucleotides. It is a transcript of the gene ccn1l2, whose product is annotated as cellular communication network factor 1, like 2. Lineage: Eukaryota; Metazoa; Chordata; Actinopteri; Mugiliformes; Mugilidae. The record is from RefSeq and is a predicted model, not a curated record. Gene Ontology annotation, biological process: signal transduction. Gene Ontology annotation, molecular function: protein binding. The transcript has 5 exons. Gene Ontology annotation, cellular component: extracellular region. The coding region runs from base 233 to 1369 and encodes 378 amino acids.
CCUCUCUAUGAAGUAGAGCUGAGCUGUAGUAGCUGUAGUAGAGCCGGCGGGGAACCUAUCAGUGUACGGACUCUGAACUGUGGAUACUUCUUUUUAAUCCUGGAACUGAAAAAAACAAAACAAAUUUUAUACUCUCUGGACUUGAACUUUUUUUCUUUUACCUCCCAUACUUCUUGGUUCCUUUGGAAGAUUUGGGGAAGUUUUCUCUUUUUGAUUAACUGCUGUAUUCAGGAUGCUUAACUCUGUUGUUUUGCAGCAGAUCAUUUCCACACUAUUUUUGCUGGGUGGUGCUGCAGUGAUGGCAGAGGCAGAGUGCCCCGCAGAGUGCUCCUGCGCCCCCACACUCCCGCUGUGCCCGCCGGGCGUCAGCUGGGUGACCGACCACUGUGGCUGCUGCAAGGUUUGUGCUCGGCAGUUCAACGAGGACUGCAGCUCAACCGAACCCUGCGAUCACAUCAAGGGGCUGCGCUGCCAUCUGGGGGCCGGAGGGGACCCUGAGAGAGGACUGUGUCGAGCUGAGGCCCACGGUCUGCCCUGCAUGUUCAAUGGUCAGGUGUACCAGCACGGCGAAAACUUCCAGCCCGUCUGCCAGCACCAGUGCACCUGCAUGAACGGCGUGGUGGGCUGCAUGCCCCUCUGCCCUCACCAGGUGCCCCUGCCCCACUGGCGCUGCUCGCGGCCCCGACUGGCUCGCCCCGAGGGUGGCUGCUGUGAGAAAUGGGUGUGUGAUGACGACAACAGCAUUGACGAGGAGCCGGACGAACCGGUGCGCAUCUCCCCUCCAGACCACCAGCUCCACCCCAACGACAUCAGUGCCCUGCUGCAAGCCCAGCCACAGCCUCAGCACCCAGCUGACACCAGGCUUAGAGAGACUGUGUCCUUCCCCGUGUCUGAGGCGCUUCUCCAGCCUCGCUGUUUCUCACAAACUACUGAGUGGACCCAGUGCUCCACCACGUGUGGAAUGGGCAUAUCAAGUCGUUUGACCAACAACAACCCAGACUGUAGGCUGGUCAAAGAAACCAGACUGUGCCAGAUCCGGAAUUGUGAGCUGGCGUUUCCUGUAGCUAGCAAGGGAAAGAAGUGUCAGCGAGUCGUCCGGCCACAGGAGCCGGUCAGCAUCACCUUUGGCGGCUGCUCCACAGCUGAGCGGUAUCGGCCUCGCACCUGCGGGGGCUGCACUGACGGCCGCUGCUGCACCCCCUCCCACUCACGCACCGCGCGGCUCCGCUUCCACUGUCCAGACGGAGACAGCUUUCACAACGUCAUGUGGAUCCAGCGCUGCCACUGCAGCGCAAGCUGCGGCACAGACAGCAGGCCCUCCAGCACUUUACUCAGCAUCUACAACGACAUCCACAAUUUCAGGGACUGAGGCUGACUCAGCGCCUCCUGAGCAGCCCUGGACUGCUACCAGUCCCCCCUUCUCUAAACUCGCUGCCGCCCUGUCUGUCAGCUAGGUGGAAAAGCAAUACGCUCGCUUGCACUUUAAGCUUCCUGCCGAGGUGAUGUCAGUUUGUCCACACUAGCGGUGUAUUGCCUCUCUAGCACCAGGGCACCACUGAAGACAAACACACUGCAGUGUGUCGGCUGAGUCAUACUGCCGGCAGAGAUUUUGAACUGAAACAUAUUUAAUUUAUUUCUAACUUUGCAUCCUCUCCACAGAGGGUGAGGGGACGUUCUGUCAAACAGAGAGAAAGCUGUUUGGACCAGUGACAAGAAACAUUUAUGAGGAAUGAUGGGAAUUAUGGACAUGCAUCUUUUUUCUGAUGUAUUGUGAAAUGUUGAGGAAUCGUUAGAGGAUAUUAGAUGUAUUCCUUAGUGACUGUAAGGACCUGUCCUUUGUGAUCUAGGGUUUUCUGUACAUGCGCAACUGAUUGUUUUUUGAACGGUGUGUUUGCGUGCGUGUCUGAGUAGGUGAAGAUGGACUGUAUUUUUUUAGAAUGAGAGUUUACAGAGACAGUGCUCACAAUGCUACUAUGACAUAUAAAUGGAAGCAUGUAGUGUAUAUAAACUUCACUCUUAGUUGUGGAGUGAUAAAGUUCUAGGAUCACCUCAUUUUUCGGGGUGUGAUUUUGUUCAUUUGUUCCCUCCCCAAUUCUGGGAUGUAAUUAUGCCGUAUGUUAAAGAUGUGUUAAAUGUGGUUUGUAAACCCUUGUAUUUUCAAUAAAACCUUCACAAACCAUGA